Messenger RNA from Drosophila elegans, 925 nucleotides. RefSeq lists its product as uncharacterized. The coding region runs from base 109 to 894 and encodes 261 amino acids. The record is from RefSeq and is a predicted model, not a curated record. Lineage: Eukaryota; Metazoa; Arthropoda; Insecta; Diptera; Drosophilidae. The transcript is spliced from 4 exons.
AUUCAGUUGCUAUAGUUAUACCAUGCAGAGCGGACGGUUGAGUUAGGAUCGCUUCCGAAAGUCUGAUCUACCGCGAGGGUAUAUAUGAGGAAGUGUAAAUAGACCGUUAUGGAUCCUCUACUUAUUAUCAUUCUUGCAAUUGGAUUAUUCCAGAGAGAUGCACUAUGCUAUCCCACAAAAGAUGAGUCCGAAGACAAGAUUGUGGUCCUUCAAAACGAAGAGAUGGACCCAACGAUUUUGGACUGUGAUUAUGAAAUCGAGGAGAACCCAUCGUUUCUUACUUUAAAAUGGUACAGAGAUGAGAAAUCCAUAUAUCAGUGGAUCCUGGGAAAUCUUCCAUAUGCGAUCCCUGAGUUUAAGAACGAGAUAGAUAUUUCGUAUGAGAGCUCUAUGGAACCCAAUAAGCAGUACAGCUCGUUGGCGCUGAUUAAUCCCACAAUUAGAACUACUGGCGACUACAAGUGCGUGGUUCAGACGCCUCUUAAGACCUUCACUAGUCACCAGAGGGUGCAGGUCAUCGAUGUGAGGAACUACACCUUGGAGCUGAGCCACAAUAAGAUCCAUAACGAAACGCAGCUGAAGUGCACCGUGACGAAUGUUUAUCCCCGACCAUCUAUCUCGAUUGUUUCAAACGAUCAGGAUGUUGUGAAGAGGGAGCCCACCAGUUUGGAGGAGGACGAGGAAGGCUACUACAAUGGGACGGCGGUGGUGGCCGUCUUUGACACCGAUGAUGAUCCCGAUGCCUACCAGUGCAUCGUCUCCUUCGAUGGCUACUCCGAGAACCUCACCACAGUCGCCACAUCCGCAACGGCGGGUGUUAGCCACGUCGACUUUAAUCUGUGGCUGUUCUGUUUUCUGUACUACUUGCUCUCCCAGUUGGGCAUCUUAAAUUAAAUAAAAACGUUGUUAUUUAUUGUUACUAAAA